This is a messenger RNA of Diplodia corticola, 1551 nucleotides long. RefSeq names its product glycoside hydrolase family 125 protein. The transcript has 2 exons. Bases 1 to 1551 code for a protein of 516 amino acids. Gene Ontology annotation, biological process: carbohydrate metabolic process. NCBI's taxonomy places the organism in Eukaryota, Fungi, Ascomycota, Dothideomycetes, Botryosphaeriales, Botryosphaeriaceae. The record is from RefSeq and is a predicted model, not a curated record.
AUGCGCCAAUCCGCCUUGUUGCUACCCGCUGUCCCGCUCUUGCUGGGCGGCGUGGCCGGCCAGGAGUGUCCCGACUACAUCGACUACGCGGCUCAAAGGCACGAGCCUUUCACAAACGGCACCUACCAAUUGCCCUUCCAGCGCCCGGCUCCGGCAUGCCGUACCUUCAACAGCUCAGGCGUCGAGGAGCUGGUGGACCGCAUGGGGAACGUCAUCGCCGACCCCGACCUUUACCGGCUCUUCGAGAAUGCCUACCCCAACACGCUCGACACGGCCAUCAAGUGGAAAGGCGUGGCCGCGAACAACUCGGACGAGGAACUUACCUUCGUCAUCACCGGCGAUAUCAAUGCCAUGUGGCUACGCGACUCGGCCAACCAGAUGCAGUCUUACCUCCCGGUGCUCAAUGCCUCCGACUCACCUGACAGCAUCGCCUCGCUCUACCGCGGCGUCGUCAAUCUCCAAGCCCGCUACCUGCUGACCUCUCCCUACUGCAAUUCGUUCCAGCCGCCCGUCGAGUCCAACAUUGCUCCCGACACGAACCCCUCGGCCAGCGACGACACCGUCAACCCUCCCUACAGCAACACCAGCGUCUUCGAGUGCAAGUACGAGCUGGACUCCUUGGCCGCCUUCCUCGAGGUAUCCGACAACUACUACAACGCAACCAACGACCUGGAUUUCUUUGGCCGAUUCCAGUGGAUCUCGGCCAUCCAGGCCGUCAUGAAAGUCGCCAAGGACAUGCAGACGCCCACCUACGCCGCCGACGGCCAGGUCCUGGACUCUCCCUACACCUUCACCAGACAGACGACCCGGGCAACCGAGACGCUCGCCAACGACGGGCUGGGCAACCCCGUCAACAACGGCACCGGCCUCAUCCGGUCCGCCUUCCGGCCCAGCGACGACUCGACCAUCUUCCAGCUCUUCAUCCCGGCCAACAUGAUGUUCGCGCGCUACCUGGAGACGGCGACCGCCAUCAUGCGGCAGCUGGAGAACGCGCCCGCCGGCCUGGCCGUGGAGAUGGGCACGCUCGCGAGCUCGGUCCGCGCCGCCGUCGAGCAGCACGGCGUCGUCGCCGGCCCGGGCGGGCGGCCCGUCUACGCCUUCGAGGUCGACGGCUACGGCUCGGCCAACCUCAUGGACGACGCCAACAUCCCGUCCCUGCUCGCGGCGCCGUUCCUGGGCUACACGGACGUCGGCGACGAGGUCUACCAGAACACGCGUGCGCUGGUGCUGAGCGCGGGCAACCCGUACUUUAUGCGCGGGCCCGUCAUCAACGCCGUCGGCGGGCCGCACGCCGGGCCCGGCAUGGCGUGGCCCAUGGCCAGCAUCGUGCGCAUCUUGACGACGGACGACGAAGCGGAGAUCGUGGCCGCGCUGAAGGAGAUUGUGAGCAGCACCGACGGCCUGGGGCUGAUUCACGAGAGCAUCAACAGCUGGAACCAGAGCGACUGGACGCGACAAUGGUUUUCGUGGGCGAACGGGCUUUUCGGGCAGAUGAUCCUGGAUCUGGAGGAACGGAAGCCGGAGAUCCUGGGCUUGAGCUUCCAAGAGUAG